AUGGCUACCAAGGGUUUCAAAAUGGCUGAGGUCAUAUCAAAAGAAGGCACCAACGAUGAGGCAACUAUGGGUAAAGCGCAUGCCGUCAAAAGAGAAUACUGGAAAGAUCCUUAUUUAAAGAUAUUUUGCACAUCAUCUACUCCAAGAGCCCCAGAGAUCAGCAGAGGAUACUUUGUUCGCGUACAAACCUUUAAAGCAAUUGCAUUGCAUUUCUCGAAGCAAAAGUUUUACAACCGAAACUGUCAAAUAGUUAAUCUUGGAGCCGGUUCUGAUACCCUAUUCUUUCAAUUAAACAAUUCCCUACUUUCGCCCCUCAAGUACUUAGAAAUUGAUCUGCGUGAUAAUAUUCGGAAAAAAAAGUUUCAGAUCAAAGAAGCCCUAAAACGAAAUCAGUUUUUGACUCUUGAUGAACCCGAUUCUGAUGUGAAUGCUUUAUCAAAUACAACUGAAGCUACGAAUCCUGAGAGUGCAUCGUUUUACUCAGGACGCUUUCAAUUAGUAGAAUUUGAUCUUCGUUUUCCUUCUGCAAAUUUUGUUGAGUUGCUUACUGGAAAUUUGUGUCAGCUUUCUCUUAAUCUACCAACCCUUUUCUUAGCGGAAUGUGUACUUGUCUACAUGCCCUCUCAUUCAAGUAUGAAUCUUCUCAAAUGUCUUUCUUCAGCGUUCAAGUUAUCCGCAUUCCUUCAUUAUGAACAAGUUAAUAUGUCUGACCGAUUUGGCCUGAUAAUGGCAGAAAACUUCCGUGCGCGUUCCUGUAAUCUCCCUGGUCUAGAUUGUUGUGAAUCAUUAUUCUCUCAAGAACAACGGUGUUUAUGUGUUACAGAUUAUUUUUUGUCAAUGGAUUGGCUAAAAGUUACAUUUCAUUAUGAAUGGAUGGAAAGUGGCCAAGGCUUGGACGAUAAAUGA
Messenger RNA from Protopolystoma xenopodis, 906 nucleotides. Lineage: Eukaryota; Metazoa; Platyhelminthes; Monogenea; Polystomatidea; Polystomatidae. The record is from the annotation of a GenBank genome assembly.